Messenger RNA from Solanum lycopersicum (tomato), 1340 nucleotides. RefSeq names its product dof zinc finger protein DOF2.5. Gene Ontology annotation, molecular function: DNA-binding transcription factor activity; DNA binding. Lineage: Eukaryota; Viridiplantae; Streptophyta; Magnoliopsida; Solanales; Solanaceae. Gene Ontology annotation, biological process: regulation of DNA-templated transcription. The record is from RefSeq and is a predicted model, not a curated record.
AGCCAAACUUCAAGGACCAAGUAGUGCAAUUUACUCUAUACUAAAUCUAUAUAUAAUCCCACCAUGCACCCCAUAUAGUCAAUCCCACAUACUCUCCCUCUCUCCAAAUCUAACUUCUUUCUAGUCUUCAAAGUGUAAUAUACAUAUUUAUUUAUUCACAAAAACAUGUUACCAUACCAUCCAAGGCCAAUGAUCAUGAUGGAAAGGACAAGAAAGUCCAAUAUUGAACAAGCACCAAAUUGUCCUAGGUGUGCCUCUACCAACACAAAAUUUUGUUACUACAACAACUAUAGCUUGUCACAACCUAGGUAUUUUUGCAAAGCUUGUCGUAGAUAUUGGACUAAAGGUGGUUCUCUUCGAAAUGUCCCCGUUGGUGGCGGUUGCCGGAAAAGUCGACGUUCAAGAUCUACACGAAAAGACGAUAAUACCCUUCAAACAUCGAGCCCCGCCCUCGAAGGCGCUCCCGGAGCUCAUGACAUUGAUCUAGCGGAUGUUUUCGCUAAGUAUUUGAACCAAGGUACAAAUAAUGAUCAUGAUGAUAAUAUUAUCAUUCAAGAAUCUCAAGAUUAUUCUUCUAUUGGAGCAAGCUUAUCUAAUUCUCCUUCAUCAGAUAGCUUAGUUAAUAAUCCAACUUCUUUUGAAAAUGAAAGUUUGUUGGAUAAUUUCCAAGAUUACCCUUGUGGUAAUUUUCUACAAGAGGAGCAAGGGGCUCAAAUUAAUCAAGAUUUUCUUGAUUUUAACGCUAGCUUUCUUGAAAUGCAAGCUAUACUUGGACAAGAGGAGGAUCAAUUUGAUCAUUAUAACACAAGUAAUUUUGAGUGGCAACCAAUGAUGCAAUUUCAAGAUUUUGGAUCAAUUUUAGAAUUAGAUGAUCAUCAACUCACGAAGAAUUCGACAACAAACUUAGCAAGUCAUGACAAUAACAACAACAACAACUAUAGUUCAUUUGAUCUAUCCAACUAUAUAUGAAAUUUACUUAAGGUGCAAAGGGUCAUCUUCUUUAUUUUAUUUUAUAUUUUUGGUUUGGUGGGGGUGGGGGAUAGGAGGGGUGGGGGUCUAAAUUUAUUCUUACUUGGAAAAUGACAGUUAACUGUCAUAUUGUUAUUUGAAAGAGACUUAUGAGAAAUACAGGAUGAAUAUAAUAAAAGAAAAAUACACACACAAAAAAGAAAAGAAAAGAAAAGUAUUGUACACUUAUUUUUCUUCCUUAUUUUGUUGUAACCUGCAUUAAAUAUUUAGGCUGGAGUAGUAUGUUGUAACUUCUUAAAGUCAACAAUGGUUCACAAUCAAGCAAUUAUGGCACAUGGACUACUUUGGCAUAAAUACAUACAGUAAUUAAA